Aspergillus uvarum CBS 121591 is the source of this 1554-nucleotide messenger RNA. RefSeq lists its product as uncharacterized. Bases 1 to 1554 code for a protein of 517 amino acids. The record is from RefSeq and is a predicted model, not a curated record. NCBI's taxonomy places the organism in Eukaryota, Fungi, Ascomycota, Eurotiomycetes, Eurotiales, Aspergillaceae. The transcript is spliced from 3 exons.
AUGGCGGGCAGACCGCCGGAACAGACGACGGGAGAAUUGCCUCCUGACAGUCCUCUAUGGACGUAUGAUAUACCAAAUGGCAAGGCUCUCAAUUCAGGGCUCCCAAAACUGCCCGGAUUGAACGUUGAGAUUUUUUUCGGCGUUCAAAAUAACCGUCCGCGGUGGUUGAUAGUACCUGCACCAUGGACGGUACUUCCUAAGGAAAAUACCCCAGGUGGAACAGACCUGCAGGAGAAACGUGCUGACCCAAAGAGUCCUAAAUUCAAUGGCGCCGAAAUCUUUUGCUGGGAAUUCGAUCCUCCUCCCGAGCAGAAGAAUGACCGAGAGCUUUAUAGACAUGCCUAUGAUGCGCUCCGAGAGUCCCUCCGAAAUCCUAGAUUUAGGGAAGAAGUGAGAGACUAUAUUCAGCAACGAUUUCCAAACCUCUUGCAAAAUAGGGAGGAUGUGCUCCCACGGCUUCCUAUGCCCCCCGAUGGUCGACCAUCCCUGAAGAGACAGGAAGCCAUUCCAAAUACAGCCAGCCCGCAGUACAGUUGGUUCGAUCGCCCGAUGCUCGUCUCGAAGCCUGGGUCAGCUAUAUCAGCCGGCAAUGCUCUCCCAGGCGCAGAUCCUACAACCCCGCCUUAUGAAGCAACCUCUCCCUCCUAUGCGUGGGAUGAUGAUGAUCCCGAAGAAACCGCUAAUCCCGCUCCGAUACCAGGCCCCUCAGAUGGGGAGACUGAACCUCACGCCGAGGUGGCUCAUGAGGGCGGCCUGAAUCCAUCACGACCAUCCCCGUUGAGCAACCAAGAAAACAUCCCGAUAUCCAAGCUACCAAGGCCGAAACCCACCACGCAGACUAGCCAGCCAGUCCCAAAAGAGGCUGCAGCAGCUGCAGCACCUCCACCACCCAACCUACCAGAUCCAAUCCCCACCAACCAAGCCGGCCAGCAAAUCUCCAAGGGGGCCGCCCCACCCCCAGCCCCGGAGCAGGAGGGGGAGGGGAAGGGAGAGGGGAAGGAAGCAACCGAAACCACAACCGACAAAACCCAAACCCAAACCAGCAGAAAGACCGCCCCCACGCCGUGGCGCAGCCGCGAGUACACGGACAAGCUGGUCCAGGCAGCGGCCGACACGCUCCUGAAGAAUGCCCCGACGUACUGGCCGCCCGGGAGGAUCCGGCGCCGGAUGAGGAUGUGGUCCGGCGUCGAGAUCCGCGAUCGCACCACGAUCGGGCUCGAGGGCCAGAUCGACCAGCUGCCACCGUUUCCGGGGAAGUUUGACCCGUCGGCGGACGCGGUGGGGACGACGCUGAAGCGGAAGCGCGGGAGGGCGCCGAAAGCUGCUGCGGCGGCGGCGGAUGAUGCUUCGAAGCAGGCGGCUCCUGAAGAUGGGGAUGGGGAUGGCGAUGGCGAUCAGGCCCCGAAACCUGCUGCGAAGCGGACUACGAAGCAGGCUCCGACGCGCGAUGUCUUCUCCAUUAAUACGAGGACCCAUGGGAGUUUCUCGAAGACGGCGAGGAAGUGUCGCAGGAGUAAGAGGAUUAGUCGCGCGAGUCGGAAAAAGAAGAAGUAG